AUGUCCAAUAUCCGCCCAUUUACGCUCUCCAUAUCCGAUGCCCGCCUGCAGCACCUACAAGAUAAACUCGCGCUUGCGACAUUCCCGGACGAGCUCGAAGACGCGGGAUGGGAACAUGGCGCGCCGCUAGCCGACAUCAAGCGCCUCGUCGAACACUGGCGAACGCAAUACAACUGGCGUCGCCACGAAACCUCAAUCAACAAUCUUCCCAAUUUCGAAACUACAAUUGACAUCGACGGCUUCGGAUCCAUCGACAUUCACUUCGUCCACCAAAUCUCCCCAAACGCAAAUGCCAUCCCCCUCCUCUUUGUGCACGGCUGGCCAGGGCACUUCCUCGAAGUGGAAAAACUGCUCCCCUUGUUCAGAGACAGCGAGAAUAAUGGCGGCCCAGCAUUCCACGUCGUCGCGCCGUCACUGCCGAACUUCGGGUUUUCCGGGGUUGUGAAAAAGAAAGGCUUCGGCAUGGCGCAGUACGCCGAGACGUGCCACAAGCUGAUGCUCGCGCUGGGGUACACGCAGUACGUAUCGCAGGGCGGCGACUGGGGCACAUUCAUCACGCGGACGAUGGCGAUGCUGUAUCCUGAGUCUCUGAAAGCGACACAUAUUAAUAUGGUCGCGUGUGGACCGCCUCUCAAGAAUCCCCUUGCCUUGCUCACGCUAGGAUUUAAAUAUCUCACUGGUACUUUCAGCGCAGAAGAAAAAGCGGGCUUCGAGCGCACGCAGUGGUUCCAGAAGCACGGGUUUGGCUAUUUCCAGCUGCAGAGCACGAAGCCGCAGACGGUGGGGUACGCUUUGAAUGACAGUCCUGUUGCGCUGCUGGCGUGGAUAUAUGAGAAGCUGCAUGAUUGGACAGACGAUUAUCCGUGGACGGAUGACGAGAUUCUCGAUUGGAUCAGCGUGUACUGGUUUAGUCGGGCUGGGCCUGCUGCUAGUGUGAGGAUCUACUACGAGGCGGGGAAGGGAGAGUAUACGAGUGAGAGGACGUACAAGACGUGGAUACCGAAUGUGAGGCUAGUAAGUCAAACGCGGUUUCGGAGGACACUUUACACCGGGCUAACGUACUGCGACUUUGUAGGGCUUGGGCUACUUCCCGAAAGAGCUUGCGUUGCUUCCUAA
Molecule: messenger RNA, 1116 nt
Organism: Didymosphaeria variabile
Lineage: Eukaryota; Fungi; Ascomycota; Dothideomycetes; Pleosporales; Didymosphaeriaceae
Exons: 1
Coding region: 1-1116 (371 amino acids)
Biological process (GO): epoxide metabolic process
Molecular function (GO): epoxide hydrolase activity
Source: RefSeq, a predicted model, not a curated record